Messenger RNA from Priapulus caudatus, 795 nucleotides. Its product is annotated as putative ammonium transporter 1. Gene Ontology annotation, biological process: ammonium homeostasis; ammonium transmembrane transport. Bases 85 to 795 code for a protein of 236 amino acids. NCBI's taxonomy places the organism in Eukaryota, Metazoa, Priapulida, Priapulimorpha, Priapulimorphida, Priapulidae. The record is from RefSeq and is a predicted model, not a curated record. Gene Ontology annotation, molecular function: ammonium channel activity. Gene Ontology annotation, cellular component: membrane. The transcript has 6 exons.
UCUGUCGCACCUGCCCAGGACGGGUUGCGGAAAAACAACAGGACACGUUCGGCUGAAAAUUGCUUUCGCCAUCUGUCAUGCAGAAUGGACCUCAUGGCCGGAGCACCGACUAACAUCACAAGCGACGUGACAUUCGAUUAUGUCAGCGACGUCGUUGAAGAGUUGCUGCUCCUGAGACAACAGGUGGCGCUGCUGGAGUCGGCACACGCGAUCCUUGCCAAGAACACCGACAUCUUCUUCAUCUUAAUAAACGCCAUGUUCGUGUUCUUCAUGCAGUGCGGCUUUGCCUUUCUGGAGUGUGGAGCCGUGCGAAGCAAGAACACCACAAACAUCCUCAUCAAGAAUAUGGUAGACGUGUUUGUAGCCGGCAUCUGCUACUGGGCUGUCGGAUACUCGUUCGCGUUCGGCGAGGGCAACAGCUUCAUAGGUCACACGUACUUCUUCAGCGGCCUCAACGGCAUGAUACCGAACCCCGACUACGCGCUCUGGCUGUGGCACUUCGUCUUCGCGGCGACUGCCGCCACUAUAGUGUCCGGCGCUGUGGCGGAGCGAUGCACCUUCGAGGCCUACCUCGUCUACAGCUCUCUCAUCACAGGGUUCAUCUACCCGGUUGUCACUCACUGGGCGUGGUCUGCGAAAGGCUGGUUGCUCAUGGGCCUGGACGAUGGAACCAUAUCCUUUAGUGAGUACGCAAGCCCCCAAGAGGACAGCAAUGUGGUGAUCCAGGUCGUGGGGGACUGCCCACUUUUGCAACUUUUUUGCAACUGGAUUGCCCGUAGGGCUGUGGAGGUGUGA